Molecule: messenger RNA, 471 nt
Organism: Ilex paraguariensis (yerba mate)
Lineage: Eukaryota; Viridiplantae; Streptophyta; Magnoliopsida; Aquifoliales; Aquifoliaceae
Source: the annotation of a GenBank genome assembly
UGAGAGAGAGAGAGAGACACAGAAAGAGAUGGACUAUAGUCUAGCGGCACUGAAGCUGCUAUGCGUACAGCUAAAGAGCGCCCGCGAAACACAAUCUCAGUCCGCCAUGACUCUCGCCGGCAUCCUCUUCCAACGCGCCUGGUUACAGGGCAUUGUGGUCUCGGCACCGUCCUCCAACGGCGACGGCCGUUUUCUCCUCGACGACGGCACCGGCAUUAUCGAACUCUCUCUCUCCCGAGAAUUUGGUAAUCGGGAAUGGAAGACUGGAAUGUAUGUGAUGGUUGUUGGAGGGUACUUUGUCCGUUCAGAUGACCUACCCUUGAUUAAGGUUCACAAAAUUGUUGAUCUUUCUCCAUUUCCUGAUCGAGAAGCAAUGUGGUAUCUGGAGGUCAUGGAGGCAUUUAAACUUUUCUACCAACCCCUAGUUGAAGAGUGAGAGAGAGAGAGAGAGAGAGAGAGAGAGAGAGAGAG